This is a messenger RNA of Rhopalosiphum padi (bird cherry-oat aphid), 1876 nucleotides long. RefSeq lists its product as uncharacterized. The record is from RefSeq and is a predicted model, not a curated record. Bases 724 to 1140 code for a protein of 138 amino acids. Lineage: Eukaryota; Metazoa; Arthropoda; Insecta; Hemiptera; Aphididae. The transcript is spliced from 4 exons.
UCGUCUCGCUGCGGUCGCGGUUAUGUGCCAUACAAUAAUAUACGUAUAACAACGAUUUUACACGGUGUGGUGUUCGGCGGCGGCGGCGGCGGUACGGGACGCGCGACGACUUCGCGUUCGGGUCCGUCGACGGACUCGCGACUUCGCGUCAUGUAAUGCAUAAUAAUAAUAAUAAUAUGAUAUAUUAUAACACGUAUUUUUCGCUGUCUUACGUCGCGCCGGCGGCGUUGCGGUAUCGCUGAACGUGUGCGACGUAUCGAUGCGAUCUGUUCCGGGAAAAGUGUGUAAACGACCGGUAAAAUAAUAAUGACGAAACGCUCCGGAAGUACGUGUAUGCUCGUGUGCGUCGCUUUUACGAUAUUAUUAUGAUUCCGAUAUAUCGUUAUGGAUUCAUUUUUCCAUACACCUGUGUAUCGUGUGGGGUCGACUAUACGGUAUGUGUAUAGACGACCGACCGGAAUCGACGAAACGGUUUAUUCCGCUUGCAUGGUCGUGUGCAAUAACGAUGCAUCGAGACUUAUAAUUACACGCCAUGUCACGUAUAUAUAAUAAUAUCACAGUGUAUACGGUUACCGGAAGUUUACAGCGAAGUCCUAUAUAAUAUAUAUUGUAUCUAUAUCUGUUAUUUGUAUAAUUUUUUUUUUCGUUUGACGCGACAACGACCGAAGACAUAACAAUGUAACUGUUCAUAUACCACGUCGGAGGAAUAUCUUACACGCGAUAAUGUAUUAUAAUAAUAUUUCAAUACGAUAUAAACGUCAAACAUCAUAUUGUUCUAACAUAAGCGAGAGGCCGUUCAAGAAGAUCUGGUGGUUCCGAGGUAUGCAGACCGAGACAGAUAUAAUGAGUAUUUUCAGACCGACGUCAAAAGCCCUGGCGAGCUUGUAUCCAAGGAGACAAGUCUGGCAAGGAUACCUCGUCGUGCGUUUACGGCGAAUUAGCCACAGACGCCGAUUCACGGUUCGCCGAUUGCGCCCGCUAGUCUACCCGCCGCACUCAGCUACUAUACGUACAGUGUACACCCGCCAGCCUUCAUUAUAUACACUAUACACGCCACCGCCGCCGACGACGACGACGAAUACGAGACGGUGGCGAAGGCGUCACGUGGAAACAAAUGCAAGUGAACACUUCUACACAUAAUUAAUUAUAGAUCAAUCAUCUUUCAUUCGCGCAUAAAAUUCAAACAAGAAAUAUAAUUAGUCCAAAACAAAUUAUUUCAAAUCUGGAUACUAUUUGUUUUUCUAUCGAAAUACAUUACACCUCAGUUAGCAUUAAUUCAGUUAGAUGUGUAAACUAUGUUCAAAUGUGUUCUGAAAAACUAUGGCAUAAUAAUUUGGUAAGUUUAAAUUUCUGUUUUAGUUCAGAUUAUUGUACUUGGAAUAUGCAUUAUAUUAUAUUUAGAUGACAUAUAUUUAAAUAUAUUUUAAAUUCAAAUACAAAUCGCUAUAUAAUAGUAAAAUAUAAAAUUGAACACGUUAAAACAAUUUCUUAGUUUAAAGCCACAUUUAUGAUUACAGCGGUGAGUUGAUUUCUGUAUAAUAUUGUUUAUAUUAUAGUAGUAACACUACUUGGUUUUUAUGUUUGUCAAGGUUAUGAUCAAUAAUUUUUCAUUUAAUAUUCUCAGAUUUGUUAUGCUAAUUUACGUUAAGCUAAAAAACAAAAACAAGUUUACUCUAUAAAAUACUGAUUGAAAUAAUUGCUGAACAUAGAUAUUCUAGGUUGAUGACCCGACAAUAAAAAAAAAGUUAUAAGAUCUUGCUCUAUGUCAUCGGUUCUAAGCUUAAUAUUUUAUAAUUAUAAAUACCAAUAUAAAAUGCUAUACAAUAACAUAAAUCCAUAAACUGUAUAUUUAUUGGUACAUAUGUAUGGAGUUUGG